Messenger RNA from Elephantulus edwardii (Cape elephant shrew), 309 nucleotides. Its product is annotated as death-associated protein 1-like. NCBI's taxonomy places the organism in Eukaryota, Metazoa, Chordata, Mammalia, Macroscelidea, Macroscelididae. Gene Ontology annotation, molecular function: death domain binding. The transcript is spliced from 4 exons. Gene Ontology annotation, biological process: cellular response to amino acid starvation; negative regulation of autophagy; apoptotic signaling pathway. The record is from RefSeq and is a predicted model, not a curated record. Bases 1 to 309 code for a protein of 102 amino acids.
AUGUCUUCGCCUCCCGAAGGGAAGCUGGAGACGAAAGCUGGACACCCGCCCGCCGUGAAAGCUGGCGGAAUGCGAAUUGUGCAGAAACACCCGCACACCGUGGACAGCAAAGACGAGAAGGACAAGGAUGACCAGGAGUGGGAGAGCCCCAGCCCCCCAAAGCCGACCGUGUACAUCUCUGGUGUGAUGGCCCGGGGUGACAAGGACUUCCCCCCGGCGGCUGCACAGGUGGCCCACCAGAAGCCACACGCCUCCAUGGACAAGCACGCGUCUCCGAGGACCCAGAACAUUCAGCAGCCCCGCAAGUGA